Messenger RNA from Fusarium sp. VM40, 801 nucleotides. Lineage: Eukaryota; Fungi; Ascomycota; Sordariomycetes; Hypocreales; Nectriaceae. The record is from the annotation of a GenBank genome assembly.
AUGCACGUGUUACACGGCUUCGGCCAGCGACGCAAGUCGACUCGCCGUCCUCGCGACCUCCACAUCCGAAAGGUCUCAUUCUCAGGAUCAUCACUCUCAUCCGGCUGCUCACUCUCAUCAUCAUCAUCAUCCACCAUCUCAGCAAGCUCAACACCCGCCGCCAGGACACCAAUCGCCGGCCGACUCGAAGUCGACCCUCUCGCCUCACAUCCCGCCUUCCACGCACCACCCAGACUUUACGAACGUCCAUUCAUCCACAUGGACGAGUCCGAGCCUGUCUUUUACGGAACUGACAACGCAGUCGUCGACGAGGAGGAUUACGUCGAGCAGGAUGUUGCUGCUCAGCAGCCCACCGAGAUGGCUCUGCCUCCUCAUGUGAGCCCAGCAGAUGUCGCCGAUGAGGAGGCCAGUGAGCCAAGGGAUUACUUCUUCGCCACAUUAACAAAACGACCUCCCAUGCCCAAGUCUCGCUGGUCGGAAUCUACUAUCCAAAGCAUCCAGACCUUCGAGGACGAUGAGGAUGACUCCGAAGUCACCCAGUCUGAAGACGAGGAUGAGAACGACACUGCUUCUGUCCUGGAGAUGCGUCGUCUAUCCCGUCAUGCCUCAUCACUACAAUCUGUCUCUAUCAACACCACUUACACUACCCGACCUGGUCUGGCUCCCAAGCGUCCUCCCAUGCGCUCCCUCGACAGCGUCGACAACUUUAUCCGACGCGGAGGAUGGAAGCGUCGCGGCAUCGUCUUCCACAAGGAAGACCUUGACAACCAGCGUUGCGAACAAGAUCGUAACAGCUUCUAA